CAGGAACUGGAUUGACCAUGACAUGUGACAGAUUAAAAACUUGAACCGAACAAAUUUUCUGUUUACAGAGGAAUCGUGAACUGGACAGCGGGUUAGCGUUUAAUAAGAAGAUAGAUGAUGAAGUUAAAGAUCAAAAGGUAGCUACACCAUGAGUAUCGGACAGAGGGGCCAAGUUGACCAACCAAUGCUUUCAACGGCACAGCCAAACUCCUCCUGUAAACUGCAAGUUAAACGCUCAGAGUCCCAAAAUAACAUCACCAUUCAUUUCUCUGCUCUUGGUAAGGAGGAUGAGGAAGAGUCAUUAUAUGACACAAUCGAGAAUGAGAGUGAAGAGGAUGUAACAGCACUCGAGGCCAAGGAACAUAUUUUUUAUGAAUGUGAAAUUAAUUCUGAAGGGGAAGAUGCUUCAGGUGUACUUUCAGAUGAAUCUAAACCACUACCAUCCAUCUCUAGUCAACACAACACUUUGUGUUUGGAAGAAAGUGUAUCCAUCCCUGUUCAGUUGGGUUCUGCUAUGGCAGCAGAAGAACCUGCUCCCUCAAACCCGUCCCAAUCUUCCCCCUCCAAAUCUGUGUCCUUGCCCUCCAUGGAUAAAGCCUUUCUCAGCCUCAUGAAGUCUCUCUCUAUUGAUGUUGAGCCCCGGGAAGGCAUUCCAGCUCCUCCUUCCAUGCGGCAUCGCAAGCUGAAGAAAGGUCUUGUCAAGUCGUGGUCUACAGACACCAAUCAAGACUCUUCAGGGUCAAACCGCUCAUCAGAGUCUCCGUUACAACUAUUUAGGCAGUUCACUCAGCCUCGGUCCGCAAGUGCCUGGGACUCCAAAACUGCGCCCCUCUCAUCCUUAAUCUCAACUGACAAAAACACUUAUUCUUUUAAAGUAUCUGAGGUGGAAGCCCGUUUUGAGGACACUAAGCGUCGCCUAUCUGAGGUCAUCUCAGACCCCUUAAAUCUUUUCAGUAAAUUAAUUGGGGAUGAAGGUGCAAAUAUCUACAGACCCAAAGCACUUUCAUCCAGUAUGUCAGAGCUUGGAAGUUCUUCCACAAUUUAUGAUCACUUAGAGGGCAACAAAAACUACAGUAUCAAAGAGGAGGAAGACAAUGUGGAAGACAAGCAUACUUCUGGUGUAGUUGAGCUGGCUUUAGCAGAUGAUUCCAGAACUGUGAAACCGACCUCCUCAUCUCUAGAUUUGGAUAAAUGUUCCAUGUCUGCUUUGGCUAAACAAGAGUAUGAAGAGUUUUGUGAGCUUUACAGUGAUGACUUUGAUUCGAAUACAGAACCAGAUGGUGACUGUGAUGGGAUAAAUGGAGUAAGCAAUCAAAGUUUAGACAUGGUCAGUGAAGAUGACCUGGAUGUAGAACCAACUUCACGCAUCCCAUACAAAACUUUACUGGGUUUGACUGUAAUGAUUUAUGGAUAUUUUGUGCUGCCUUUUCCCCCCUAUGUUUGUGGUAUUUUCAUGGGGGUAGCACUGGGGUUUAUGUUAACCAUUGGUGCUGUGUGGUUAUCAGGCCCCAAACAAACUGGAAAAGCAAAUCGAUUUCAGAAGAGAUUUUGGAACGUCGCUCAUCUGGAUAUCAAGGAGCCAGAUAUAUUCAAGGGCUGGAUGAAUGAGAUUCAGGACUAUGACCCAGAAACCUAUCAUGCAACUAUGACUCGUUCUGUGUUUGUGCGUCUGGAGGGCUCAAUGCUGCGCCUUUCUACACCUAGUAAGAAUAUUCCAAGACGAGCCUCUUAUGCCGAACCCAAACCAGAUGUAACGCAUAUCAGUCAGAAAAUCUACGAGCUCACAGACAGCAAGGUUUUCCUGGUUCCCCAAAGCCUUGCCAGAAAGCGCAUUUGGAACAAAAAGUAUCCAAUCUGCAUUGAGCUAGGAAAACAGGAGGACUUUAUAUCUAAAGCAGAGGGAGAACAUUCUGAAAUAUCAAAGGAAGGAGAAAUCGAAGAGACCUUUGUCACUCUUUACCUAUUUGGAAGAACAGGCAGAGAAAAAGAAGAAUGGUUCAGGAGGAUCUUAUUAGCAUCCAAGCACAAGUCUGAGGCACCACAAAAGGUCUCAAGUUUACCAGAAAGCAAGAGCUCUCUGCCAUUGUCAUACAGCAGUAGCAGUCGAGACCUGGAUGAGUUGACAGUCAGUGCCAAACAUAAACCCCUCAUGGACUAUAACACCUAUAUGGCCAAAUACAUGUCACCACAGACAGCCAACAGUGUAGCUGCCAGCCCUAUGCAGAGUCAACAUAAUAGCCCUGAAUUGAGCAAAAAGUUACCAAGCAGCCCUGUAAAUGAGGACAGUUCUGUUUCUUGGCUCAAUGCUAUCGUAGGUCGCAUUGCUUGGGAUUUCUUAAGGGAGAAGGAAUGGGUUGACUUUGUGUCCAAAAAGAUACAGAUGAAAUUAAGUAAAAUUCGUUUGCCAUACUUCAUGAAUGAACUAAAGCUCACAGAGCUGGACAUGGGGCACAGUACUCCUAGAAUCCUCUCAUCCUCCCAGCCUUCAGUGGAUCAUCAAGGUCUAUGGGUUGAUUUGGAGAUCUCAUACAAGGGCUCUUUUCUCAUGACCCUUGAGACGAAGAUGAAUCUUGUCAGACUCGGGAAGGAGGGUGAGGGUCCUGGCGAGAUCGGCAAAGAAGGGAUAAGGCCACGUACUUACUGCCUGGCAGACAGUGAUGAAGAGUCGUCCAGUGCAGGUUCAUCAGAUGAAGAGGAAACGGCUGAAAAUUUCUCAGAUAAAAGCAUUCCAUUAGGAGCUGAGGGGUACAUUGGGAUCCACAAGCCAAGCAAGAUAAUGCGCUUUGUUGACAAAAUAGCCAAAAACAAGUAUUUCAAAAAAGCCACAGAAACUGAAUUCAUUAAGAAGAAAAUGGAGGAAGUUUCCAACACGCCACUAUUAUUGACUGUAGAGUUACGGGAGUGCAGAGGGAUUCUGGCUGUUAACAUACCCCCUCCGCCCACUGACAGGAUAUGGUAUGGCUUCCGUAGUCCUCCACAUUUGGAGCUGAAGGCUCAGCCAAAGCUGGGGGAAAGAAAGGUCACCCUUGCUCCUGUGACUGACUGGAUAGAAAAUAAACUGGAUAAGGAGUUUCAGAAACUACUAGUUAUGCCUAAUAUGGAUGAUGUUUGGCUCGAUAUCAUGCAUUCAGCAACUGAUACUCGUUCCGGUACAUCAGAUGCAAAGAGUGGGCAGAAUGCUUCAGAGGCUGAAAUUUUGGGAUCCGAAGAUGCCUGAAGGAGCUCAUUUAAAAAAUCAGGAGGGUGGCAGUUAUCUCCUAUCGCAGUUAUUCUUUCCAAUUAAUUUCUCAGUCUGAAAGGUGGGUCUUAUUAAUGCAGCCAUGGUUUCUUUUGCAGUAUGCACAUAUAAUAAAGCCAUGAAGGAUUUCUGCUUGUCAAUUUAUUUAUAAACAGGUGAUUUAUGAAGAGUUUUCCCAUUAUUUUGUCUGCUUUAUGUGGUUAUUGGUAAUGCAGAUUGUAUUAAGUCAGGUAAACACCUCAUUCUAGAAGAAGGACAAAAUAGAAACAGUUAAUUUUUACAAGUGGACCAAAAUGUGAUUGUAAGAAAUAGGGCAGUACUCUUUUGAAUGAUAAAAACUGCCACUUGGUACAGUUUUUGACACAAUAUACUGGCUACCAUUUGUUAUUUUUUACCAUUUAUAGUGUGUCUGUUUCUAAGUAUUGUAAGUACUUUAGGGAAAUGUAAAGUCGUUCGUGAGUCUACAAAUUUGGAAGUUAAAUUUGAUUUGAGGAGAGUUUAUGUAAUUGUACUUUAUCGUUGUCUAUAUCCUAACACUGUAUCAGUAUAAUAAAAUGCAUUACAAUACUAUUACGAUGAAAUCAGCCAUAAUGGCACAUAACUACAGAGCAAGAUCUUUUUAAAGCAGUUGCACUUCUGAGUUAUCAAGUGAUGGAUAUGCAUAGAUUUUGAUCCGUAACAUAGCUCAUCCAUAAAUUCUGUCUAUUACAUUUAAACAUUGUAGUUUAUUUUAGAACGUCACUUACAACAAAUUCUUAAUCUUGGAAGCUGCCUUAUUGAGUUUUAGAACACAGACAUUUAAUUUGUCCAUGGGUUUCAAUAGACUAGAGUUUAUUGGUUUUGACCCAUAGACCAAAAUGUGCAAGUAAAGAUAUACAUAUUCCUUAUUUCAUAUUUAGUAACACUUACCUUAGCAGUCAAUUUACAAUAAUAACCAUUAACAAUGCAAUUUAACCACAAACAUAUAUACAUUUCUAGAUUUAGUUCCAAAUCUCAUUUUGAAUUAUCAUUUUAGUAUUGUGCAAUUAUUAUUCGGCAGUUGUUAAAAAACAGAUGUGACUUUAUUGCAGAACAAAACACUAUGUAUUACUUCAUAUUUAAACAUUUUAUUUACCUUUUGCUUAACUUAGCUUGGAUUUGUUCUUCAAUUUUAAUAUAACACCAAAACCUUAUGAAUUGCAGCCAGCUCUACAAAGUACAGUAUGUAACACUGCACUUAUUCUUCAUGACAGUGAGUCACGAUAGUCACAAAACCGCAAAGAAUUAAUUGUUGCGUACUGGACUUUUAUGUAGAUGUAUGUAUGUAGGUGUUUGUAAUAUGUUUGUUUUUAAGUACAAAUAAUAUAUAUACAGUAAACGGAGUGUUAUUUUUAAGAAUGAUUGUAAAAUAUUACAUUUGACAAAUGUUAAUUUAUAGAGAUAUGCAAUUAAUGCACAAAUAUGUUCGAAAACUGAUUGUAAAUAUAGCCAUUUUUGCCUAUUUUGAAUACGUUGACCUUUUUUGUUCUGCUAAGCAUUCCAAUGGUUCAUAGGGUUUUAUAGGUCUGUAAGAACAGUAGACAACUGCCAAAUUUGUUGUUGUUCUACCACUUUCUAAAAUUAAAAGGAUAGUUCACCCAAAAAUGUAACACUUUUCAUCAUUUAUUCACCCUCAUGUCAUUCCAAACCUGUACAGCUUACUUCUGCAGAACACAAAAGAGAAAAAUGGUGAUCACGAAAAAACACUGGUCCCUACUGUAUCAACACUAAACAUUUCUUAAAUUAUCUAAUGGUGAAAUACACGUUUUGAAAAACAUGACAGUGAAUAAAUGAUAACAUUAUUUCUUUGUGAACUGUCCAUUUAAUUGUAAGUUAAACAAUCAAAGCAAACAACUGAAAUUGUUCAACAAUGAAAAAUCCCACCCCCACGUUUUGAUGCUUUUGUGAGGUUAGAAGUGGAGUUUUAGUAUUAACGACACAUUCUGGCCACAUGCCUUGUUUACAAGUAAUUAAAUGUAUUGCCUUUCAAACCAAAAUGUACAGAAUCGCUGUAUGUUGUGUUGAAUGUUAUCAAAACCGUAAUGAUUCAGUUUUGAUUUAUUUUACUUGAAACUCCAAGUUUUGCCUUAAUGUAUGUGGUUGUUGAUAUUAUUUUUGUGCGGGUGCUUAUAUUGGACAACAAAGAGCUGUUGUGUACAGUAAUUUUACGAAACUUGGAUGACCACAAAGCCAUGAACAUUCAAUUUUCUUUAUGAUUAGUUUCGAUAAGAGUAAUUCUGUGUUGAAUGAUAGGAUCAUUUUAUUUUUCUAGCUUUUUUCUUUUUGUCUAAAAUGUAAACGGUAUUGAUCUUAUUCCCAAGUGUAAGUGGCUCUUGUAGGAUAUUUCUGAAUUACUGUACACGUGAUAAUGACUCUUUUGUGAUUGAUUCUAAAUCAGUGGGGGAAUCACAGAGACAGGCAAACCUUCGGGGUAGUUUAUUGAUUUGAGUAGAAUGUACAUAAAAUUAAAGAAAAAUUACUGAAAUAAAACGUGUUCUUCCCUGUGCAUUUUAUUUUUGAUAGGGAAAAGCAAGAUUAGACUGUCCAAUUUUCUGUUGUGAUUAAUUUUAAUGUUAUUAAAAGGUUACAAAAACA
This is a messenger RNA of Triplophysa dalaica, 5851 nucleotides long. RefSeq names its product testis-expressed protein 2-like. The coding region runs from base 149 to 3217 and encodes 1022 amino acids. The transcript has 12 exons. NCBI's taxonomy places the organism in Eukaryota, Metazoa, Chordata, Actinopteri, Cypriniformes, Nemacheilidae. Gene Ontology annotation, molecular function: lipid binding. Gene Ontology annotation, cellular component: endoplasmic reticulum. The record is from RefSeq and is a predicted model, not a curated record.